AUGGCGAGGCUGCUGCUGCUCAUCUGUCUUGCUGUCCACCCAGGAACCUGUGCUUUGUGGGUGUUCCAGCCUCCUGAGAUUCACAGCCAGGAGGGUGCCACUGCCUUCUUGCCCUGCUCCUUCAAUGCCACCCAAGGGACACAGGCCAUUGGCACCUUUAUGUGGUACCGGGACAAGGUGGCUCCUGGGAAGGAGGUGAUGAAUAGGACCUCUGAGUUCAGGGGCCGCUUGGCCCCUCUUGCCACUUCCCGCUUCCUCCAUGACCACCAGGCUGAACUGACCAUCUGGAACAGCCGGGACAGCGAUAGUGGCAUCUACGUGUGCUGGGUGGAGGUUCUGGGCUUGGGAGUUGGAACAGGGCAGGGGACUUGGCUGGUGGUGGAGAAAGCACCCCCCCAGUUCUCAGCCAGCACAGCCCUCCUCCUGCGUGUGGGAAUCUAUGCAGGCAGCUUUCUCUCUGUGGCCCUGGGCAGCACCUGCUAUUACCAAGGCAAAUGCCACUGUCAUGUGGGAACGUAA
Messenger RNA from Suncus etruscus (white-toothed pygmy shrew), 519 nucleotides. RefSeq names its product natural cytotoxicity triggering receptor 3 (gene NCR3). The coding region runs from base 1 to 519 and encodes 172 amino acids. The record is from RefSeq and is a predicted model, not a curated record. The transcript is spliced from 4 exons. Lineage: Eukaryota; Metazoa; Chordata; Mammalia; Eulipotyphla; Soricidae. Gene Ontology annotation, biological process: immune response-activating cell surface receptor signaling pathway; positive regulation of natural killer cell mediated cytotoxicity; natural killer cell activation.